Molecule: messenger RNA, 2744 nt
Organism: Homalodisca vitripennis (glassy-winged sharpshooter)
Lineage: Eukaryota; Metazoa; Arthropoda; Insecta; Hemiptera; Cicadellidae
Product: PAT complex subunit CCDC47
Exons: 9
Coding region: 181-1578 (465 amino acids)
Biological process (GO): endoplasmic reticulum calcium ion homeostasis
Cellular component (GO): endoplasmic reticulum
Molecular function (GO): calcium ion binding
Source: RefSeq, a predicted model, not a curated record
GCUGACUUGACUAGUGACUAAGUGACUAAGAGUGUCAGUAUGAGUGAUUAUAAAGAAUAUAAUUCUAAUUUAGUGUAACCUAGAUUGCUAACCUAAAUUAGAUUGUGAAAUUAUUCAUAGAUCAUUUUACUUAAACAUAAUUAGUCUAAGACAAAUUUUAAUACAAGCGUUUGAAGAAACAUGCGCCUGUUCCUAGCUCUGGUAGUCGUUCACAUAGCUCUGGUGGGCACGCACGUGUGGGCUUCGGCUCACUAUCGGGAUGAGAUGGAGGACAGCGAGUUUGCAGAGUUCGAGGACUUUGAGGAGGAUGAAAGUGCCCCAGUGGAGGUCACAACUAGCUCUCAGUCCGUGGAUGCAGGUGAUAGUAACGGACAAGAUGAUGACGAAAUUGCUGUUGUUGAGGAUGAGGAGAGUGAGUUUGACCAUUUUCAGGAUGAUGAAGAGUUCGAAGGCUACGACAGUGAACGUUUAGGAAGCAAAGUUGAUGAGAAAGAGGCUCCUAAAAUUACUAUUACAAAGGUUCCUCUCCACCUUCGCUCCAAUUGGGACAGUUUCUACUUGGAAAUGUUAAUGAUCGCUGGACUCGUUGUGUACUUCAUCAACUUCUUCGCUGGGCAAACCAAGAACUACAAACUGGCAAAUGUUUGGUACUCUACCCACAAAUCUCUGUUGGAGGAAAACUUUAGUUUAGUGGGUGACGACGGAAGAGUGGAGAACGAGUCCCCCGGACUGAUGAAGGACUCGGACAGCCAGUACACGUUGUGGUGCAGUGGGCGGACGUGCUGUGAAGGCAUGCUGGUGGAGCUGAAGAUGAUCAAGCGACAAGACCUGGUGGCCGUCAUCGCACAGCUCAUGAGACCCGUGCAGGACCAGGUCCACAUCCGGGUGGACAUGGGCAAGGACGAGAUGGACACCUUCGUCUUUUGUGUGGCUACCAAGAAAACUGCUGUCAAACUUGCCAAGGACAUGGCCGAUGUUAGUGUGUACUGCCCGGAACGGAGGGCCGGGGAUAAGUUCGGGUUGCCGGCAAGUCUGAACGUGUUGAGUGAGCUGGCGGAGGUGUCACAGACGAUGCUCGACUCCAAGGUGACGGCUGCUCUCAACAAGUACGCAGAUCUCAUCGACUACAUCCACUUCUCUGACCAGUUCUCCGGGCCCAAACAGACAGAGGAGACAACACUAGUUAAACUGCCGGAUGUCAAGAAGGUGCUCAUGUUUGGUCUAAAUAUGCCUCUCAAGGGAAGGUCAGUGCAGGAGGCCAUGGAACACAUGAGGCCUCUGAUGCAACUGGUCUUUUAUUGCAUGGAGAAGGUGAAACGCUUUCGGCUUAGCAAGGAGGGCAAAAACAAAGCUGACAAAAACCGACUACGGGUAGAGGAGAUGUUCCUGAAGACCACACACGCGGCUCGUGCAGAAGCGGCUGCGGCUCGACGUGAGGAGAAACGUCGACAGGAAAAGGAAAGGAUCUUGCAGGAGGACGACCCCGAGAAGCAGCGGAAGUGGGAGGAGAGGGAGAUGAAACGCCAGAUGAAGAAGAAAGCCCCGAAGAUGAAACAAUUGAAGGUGAAAGCCCUGUAACUUGGAGAGUAGACACGAGCCCUUGUAGUCCAGCAACAGUGUAGUCUCACGUAAUAUACCCCCUGGCAUAGAGUGGUCUUUGUGUUUAGCUAAUGACAGUUCAUUUGUAAUUGAUAUUUAGAAUUUUAUCAAACUAUGGUACAUCUUUUCAUUUCCAUUAUCAUUUGUCUUAAAAGUCCAUGUUAGUAUAAAUCCGUUUGAUUUCAUUCUAACAAGUUUAAAAUUGUGUUAAAAUACUUUUUUGUUAUUAGUAAGAGAAAUACUAAUAAAGAAAAAAAAUCUAAAGGAAUAAAAAGUUGUAAAAAUAUCAAGAAAUAAAAUUAAAGAAUAAAUGAUCAUUUUGUUUAUUGUAUGAACUUGUUAACCUUUACUGAGUGAGAGAUGUUUGAAGAUUGAUAACACACGUUUAUUAACACUUUGUAAAUUCCAUAAAUGUCAAUAAAACUGUAUGGAACAGGCAGCAAGAUUAAAGGCAUAUCGGGAGGUUGAGUGUUAAUAUAGUGGCCUCAGUGAUUGAUAAGUAUCCGUCACAUUUUCUGUAUGUUUCAAUACCCUGCGAGUAGCAGACAUAUAAGCUGACAGGUGUGUUUUGAGUACCAGGAGUUUUAAAGAUUAAUCAUUUGAAAGUUUUCUCUCAAGUGAGUGCCAAAACUUAUUUUGGAAUUUUUAUUAAUCCCCAGAAAAAUAAAAUUAAUGAAUAACAUCCAACUAAAUCGGAGAAUUGAAUUCUAAGUUUUACUAAACAGUUUUAUUAUUAGGAAAGAGGCAUUUGCGAUAGUCAUUUCAUCAGUACUUAACUCACUGAUCAAUUAUACUUUUUUGUGCAUAACAAACUUUAUCUCAACAAGUAGGUUAUUCUUCUUAAGAACAAUUAAAUAAUAAAGUAGUUAGAAACAAACAUCCCUUCCACAAUGUAUAAUUAGUUUGUUGGAUUGUUUUUAUAUUUUGUAAAAAUGUAAUUUAGAUUAAUUCUGUUCACAAUGUUAAUAUUGAAGUUAUAUAUUAUAAUAUUUUUACUAUUUAUUUAGUUAUAUCUAAAGGUUAAAAAUUUUUGUGAUUUCACUGUUUCUUGCUAUAUUAUUAUAUAGAUAUUCGCAUACAUCUGUAUGAAAUAUGUUAAACAAAUGAAUAAAAAUAAAUGGUAUAAUGUUUUCUCAAUUCUGGAA